AUGUCAGAUUACAUGUAUUUUCAGAGUAGAGCAAUUCUUGCACCCACACUUAAGAGUGUCGAGAAGGUAAACAAUUUUGUCUUGACAAUCUUUUCAGGGAUGAAAAAUGAGUAUUUGAGCUCUGACACAACAUGUCAAGCUAAUGAGAAUGAAGAUGUAAAACAAGAGUGGUUCACACCAGAGUUUCUAAAUGACAUCAAAUGUUCGGGACUACUCAAUCACAAGUUGACUUUGAAGUCAGGAGUCGCUGUAAUGCUACUGCAAAACAUAGACCAGACUUCAGGUUUAUGCAAUGGGACAAGAUUAAUAGUUAACAAACUUGGCAGCAACGUAAUUAGAGCAACGGUAGUGACCGGUAGAAAUAUUGGAGAUAAAGUGUACAUUCCAAGAAUGAACUUGAUCCCUUCAGAUUCAGGAUUGCCAUUUAAGUUCCAACGGAGACAAUUUUCAUUAACAGUAUGCUUUGCAAUGACCAUUAACAUGAGUCAGGAUCAAUCAUUAUCACAUGUACGGCUUUAUUUGCCAAAAUCAAUGUUCAUCUAUGGACAACUUUAUGUUGCUUUGUCAAGAGUUAAGAGUCGUAGUGGCCUCAGGAUAUAA
Messenger RNA from Arachis duranensis, 600 nucleotides. RefSeq lists its product as uncharacterized. Bases 1 to 600 code for a protein of 199 amino acids. Lineage: Eukaryota; Viridiplantae; Streptophyta; Magnoliopsida; Fabales; Fabaceae. The transcript has 2 exons. The record is from RefSeq and is a predicted model, not a curated record.